This is a messenger RNA of Lytechinus variegatus (green sea urchin), 1265 nucleotides long. Its product is annotated as methyltransferase-like protein 27. The record is from RefSeq and is a predicted model, not a curated record. The transcript has 6 exons. The coding region runs from base 366 to 1046 and encodes 226 amino acids. NCBI's taxonomy places the organism in Eukaryota, Metazoa, Echinodermata, Echinoidea, Temnopleuroida, Toxopneustidae.
UUGAUGACAUCGGAUUUGGCAGUAACCGACUCGUGCGGUGAGGGCAAAGGUAUAUACGGCUGUAUAAAUACAAGUUCAUUUCUAUUCCUUGCCGACCCAUUCGAUAUGAAUAUCUCGGUACAGAGCUGAAUACCAACACUUAGUGCACACGAGAGUAUGUGAUUAUGGAUUUCGGUAUCCGUUUGUGCAUUGUUUGAAUUCAAACUUGGACUAAGACCGAGACAAAAUCUUUCUAAGGUGAUGUGAAUGAACUAGUGAAUAUUCUCAAUACCAUUACAUCAAUCGAAGGGGUACACCAUGCAAAAGGAUUUCCUACAUGGACGUAACACAAAUUCUUUCCUGAAGCAAUAUAAAACACACGAGAGAUGGCGAAGAAUUCCGAAGAGCUCGCGAUGCACUACCGAGAACUCACGAAAGCCCGACCGGUUAGCGGAGAUCCUCAGAAGGUUGUAGAGAGGUACGACGAAUUGGCUGCAACUUAUGACGAGCAUUCAAAGUUCGUCGGUUAUUCGGCGCCAGCCGGAGCUUGCCGAAGGGUAUGCGAAGUACUGACGAGCAAGGACUCUUUAAUUCUAGAUGUUGGAUGCGGCACUGGAAUGCUUGGUGAAUUGCUUAACAAGGAAGGUUAUAGCAACCUCUACGGCCUGGACCCAUCGGAAAGGUCGUGUGACGUAGCAAGGUCAAAGGGUUGCUAUGCGACCGUCAUUCAGGGCGUGGCAAGACCAGAUUCCCCUCUAAGUUUUAACGAUGAUCUUCUUACAGGCCAUUUUGACGCACUAGUAAGCAGUGGAACAUUUCAACCAGGUCAUUGUGAUCAAAACGAUAUCCCUGAACUGAUACGUCUUUUAAGACCAGGUGGAUUCAUGGUGAUAUCGACCCGGAAGGCGUCCCUGAACGAGACAGACAGCUACCGGGUCAAGAGCACGCUGAAACAUUACGUGGACACCGGAGUCUUGCAAGAAUUUUCCUACCAGGAAUUCGACGAUUACUUUGGAUUUGCUACCGAGGAUGUGACAGGAAUAGUCCUGACUUACAAAAAGAACUAAUGGUAAACCAUAUAGUGGACUCCAGUAACCAUGGUAACCAUGACAAGUGAACUUUUAACGCACCUAUUUCUUAUUAUUCUAAUUAAUAAGGUCCGUUCAGCGGUAUUUCAAGGGAAGAGCAAUAAAUCAACGUUUAUUCUGACACAUUAGGCCUACACUCUAGAAACACUGAGUAAAAAUUGUAGCCAAUAUUGGGUAGAAAGAGAACAUGCGUGUUUG